GUUUUAGCGCUGCUUUCUGACAAUAUUCCGCGUACGACCAACACUGUCUUCUUUCUUCAUCUCUCUCUCUCUUCACACCCUUUCUCGUGUUCCAUUUGCAUUAAUGCCAUUUAUAUUUUUUUUAUGAAUCAACACUGUGCAUGCAAUUGCAAACUGGUUCAGAUACAUAACAUUGAGCUUCUUAUGUCGGUUACUCUCUGAUCUCUCUAAAUCUUCAGCAUUUCGCAGUUUUACUCCAAAGGUUAUUUUGAUCGAAAUCGUUUGAUGUAUUUCGGUUGUGGUUAGGGUAGUUUGUUGUUGAAAAGUGAGGUUGUAGAUCAUGGAUUUUUUGAAGAUUAAAAACAAGUUUAGAAAGUCUCAGAAAGGAGGUGUUGAAAAAGAUUUGGUAGACAAGGCAGUGCCGGAGCCUGAGGAACCGAAGCCGAAUGGUGGUGAUCUGGAUCAGUGUAAAUCAGUUAAUGCAGAUUCUGCUGGUGAUGCUGAGGAGGACGACGAUGAUUUUAUUACCAAUGAGGUGAAGAGGAGGCUCAAGGAAUUGAGAAGAAACAGUUUUAUGGUGUUGAUUCCCGAGGAAGAUUCGUGUCUGGAGGAAGGGGAGGAUGAAGAGGAAGAGGGAGAGACGGGUUCUAAUGAAUGGAGGGAUGUGGAGGCAGAAGGUCAGCAAUGGUGGCGAGGCUUUGAUGCUGUUUAUGAAAAGUACUGUGAAAGAAUGCUGUUCUUUGAUCGGAUGUGCGUGCAGCAUCUUAGUGAAAUCGGAAAAGGUUCUCAGAACACUCCAACUCCAUCUCCAAGAUCUACUACAGCAAAGAAACUGGUCUCUCCCAUGCGGUGUCUUUCCUUGAAAAGGUUUGAAGAACCAGAUGAUGAGUUUGAACAUCUUCAACAGCCUGAAAAUUGUCCCUACUUGGAUAUUGAAACGGCAUAUAUAGGUCAAAUUUGCUUGACUUGGGAGGCACUUCAUUGUCAAUACUCUCAUAUGAGUUAUAAGAUAUCUUGGCAACACGAAAAUCCUACAUGUUAUAACCGAAGUGCACAGGAGUUUCAACAGUUCCAGGUUCUAUUGCAGAGGUUUAUUGAAAAUGAACCUUUCGAGCAAGGACUUCGACCUGAAAUUUAUGCUCGCACAAGGAAUACUUUGCCUAAACUGCUUCAGGUUCCUAAUAUAAGAGGUUCAGAUAACGAAUUAACAGAUGAAUCAGAUACGAGAGUUCUUGCUCCAGAUUUGAUCAGGAUAAUUGAAAACUCUAUCCUUACUUUCCACCUUUUCCUGAAAAGGGACAAGAAGAAGUCAAAUGGUGUUAUCAACCUGUUCGGAAAUCAGAACCAGCUUGCAACUCCUCUACAUCAGAUUCAGUCUACUCUUGAGAAGAAAGUGGUGAAACUGAAGGAACUGCGAAAAAGGAAGAAGGGUUGGAGAAAAAGUUCUUGGCCACAAAAGCACGAGGAUAUCCAACUAUUGCUUGGCCUAAUUGAUGCGAAAAUUCUAUCAAGGGUUCUGAGAAUGACAAGGAUGACUAGAGAACAACUGUUUUGGUGUGAAGAAAAGAUGAAAAAACUUGAUUUAUCAAAUAGUAAGUUAGAGAGGGAUCCAUGUCCCAUUCUCUUCCCUUGCUAACUGCUUCGAAUGAUAAAUGUUGCUGAAGCCGCCGCCUGCUUAGGUAUGAGUAUAAGAAAGCGUAUUAGCAACGUUUUCUGCUAAAUCAAAUGUAUUAUUGUUGUGUCAUAUCAUAUCUGUGAGUUUGUAGGAUGUUUUUCUGUGUAAUUCUCUGUAAACCAAACUGCCUUAAGUUAAGGAUUAUUGUAGUUGGUUCUUAAGACAAUCUUCCAAAAGACCAAAAUUUGUAAGCUUAAUGAACUUGGUCUUAAAAAAUGAGUGACAAAGAAAGUUGAUUCCA
Vicia villosa (hairy vetch) is the source of this 1895-nucleotide messenger RNA. RefSeq lists its product as uncharacterized. Lineage: Eukaryota; Viridiplantae; Streptophyta; Magnoliopsida; Fabales; Fabaceae. The record is from RefSeq and is a predicted model, not a curated record. The transcript has 6 exons. The coding region runs from base 320 to 1615 and encodes 431 amino acids.